AUGCAAAUCAGCAUCCGAUGUCUACUCAUCGUUGCAACGGUCAACCUACUCAUACAAGUAUGCUGGUCGAUAACUUCUAGCGACGUCUACAAAAGACUACUAGAAAGGGAGAGGAAUAUCGACGAUACAUUCGCCUACCACCUUAUUCGACCUAUUGGAUCAGUCGCUGGUGAACUGAUAUGGCCACGAAGCUAUGAUGCAUCAGCUGAGCUAACAUUUGACGAGAACGGAGUCGCUUUCCCACUACAUGAGCGUCCAUCGCUCUCCAGAAUCCUUCGACGUUCGCGAAUCUCGUCAUUGAACGCUAAUGGUGCUUACAAGGAUAGCUACAAUUACUAUAAUAACUACAGCUAA
Messenger RNA from Cooperia oncophora, 354 nucleotides. The record is from the annotation of a GenBank genome assembly. NCBI's taxonomy places the organism in Eukaryota, Metazoa, Nematoda, Chromadorea, Rhabditida, Trichostrongylidae.